AUGGACGACUCCCAAGGAUCCUCCGCUCCUCCUAACGACUCUCCUCCUCCAUCUCCUACAACACCUUCAACUCAUGAAUCCAUAGCAAGACUAGAAAACCUACACGUAACAGUACCAUGCAAGUCAGCGUCCGAUGCGUUGCUUGCUGCUUUCAGCGUAGAUCUCAGCAGAGACCUCAACUCGAACGUUCUUGAUGCGAUUUUGACGCUUGUGAGAGAUGAGAAGUUUAAUGCGAGGGAUGUAACGUUUGGGACUGCGCAGGAUGUCGCAAAACAUAUUUCGGAGCAGCGGAAGAGGAUUGCGCAGAAGCGGGCUCUAACUUCUCCUCACUCCCUCCCCUCAGGAAGUAAUCAAAAUGACGCACGCAUGGACGGAGGUAUCCCACCACUGAUCAUCGAUUUCGUUGCGCAACAGUUGGCAAGGGAGAUGAUCCCGCUGGCCGAACAAGUCGACUGGGACACGAACAUGUAUAACGUCGCCGACGCGAAGUGUCCACGCGAACAAGACUUGCUCAAUAUGGCCCUCGUACACCGUACGUGGACCCAGCCCGUUUCGCGUGUCCUGCGCACCCGCGCAAAACUCUUCGGUGCGAAGACACUCCAGUCCUUCUUACGGAGUCCACGUAUGGGUUCUUGGCUACGCGAAGUCUACUUCGUUGAGAGUCUGGAUAACGAAAAUGCCCGUGAGAUGGUUCGGCUCCUCAAGCAUCUCUUGCGUAACGCACCGAACUUGAGAAAGUUGGCGAUACGAACGUGGUGGCGACUUGACGUAAGAGACAUGUACGACUUCCAUCAGGUAAUUCUGGAGUUAGAGCAUAUGCAACACCUAGAGUCACUCUGGCUUUUCCCGAAUCGAGGGCACGUAGCGUGUUUACCGACUCUGUGUUCUGUACUUCCGAACCUCCGUUCUCUCAAGGCGCUGUACAUCCGGAACUGGAUGGGUGGACCUUCGGAGGAUGAAAUGGGCAAUACUGCGGAGUUACAUAACGUCUUGCAAAGCACGUCCGCAUGUUCAAAUCUCCAGACUUUCACGUUUGUGGACGGUGGAUUGAACGAUACGACAGCUCAUUUCGUACCCUGGCUCCUGCGCGACUCAUCCAUCACGAACCUCGAAAUUCACACAAAAGACAUUUGCAGAUUGCAAGACGGUAAUUUGUCCCCGCUCUUCCGCGCUCUGAAACCUUUCCUAUCCAAACUCAAAGCACUCAGAAUGCACUACUCGUCGUUGAAUGAAGACAAACAAUGUAGGACGGAGUUCCUAACGGGUUGUACGAACCUCAAAACGCUCAGUAUAACUGUCGGUUUACAUCAUGCUCUAAAUCCUUUACCGAAUUCAGUUGAGAACCUCCACGUACAUUUUUCAACUAUCUGGCCUGUCAACGGGAAACAACUACACGACGUCCUAUAUGAACAACAGGAAUCCCUUAAAUCACUCAAGAAGAUCAUGUUGACAAAAGAUCCAAGUGAUAUGUUGGCAGGCUUUCAGGCUGCGGAAGAUGAUGAAAUGAGGAUGGAGAAUGCGUGGCAUAUUGACGAUGUGAAGGGAUAUUGUGAGAAGACAGGGAUCGAGUUAACGUAUGAGUACAAGUUCGUUUCGUUUGAGGAGUUGACGGGUAUGUAG
Fomitiporia mediterranea MF3/22 is the source of this 1620-nucleotide messenger RNA. RefSeq lists its product as uncharacterized. The transcript has a single exon. Bases 1 to 1620 code for a protein of 539 amino acids. Lineage: Eukaryota; Fungi; Basidiomycota; Agaricomycetes; Hymenochaetales; Hymenochaetaceae. The record is from RefSeq and is a predicted model, not a curated record.